UGCAAGGGAUGCUGGGAACUGUUGUUGCUAGUUGGGCAGCUGUGACCGGUAAAACCCCGAGACUGCAGAGGAAGGGGGAAACGGGUUACAAGGGACAACUAACAGUUGGCCAUAAGAGACACCAGCUCCUCUCUAGCGCCCCCUGGAGGCAGAACCUAACAGGAACCCAAGAGUUGAGCAGAACGGGAGCCCUCCCUGUGGACAUUGAGACCCUAGAGGAGAUGCAGACUCGGAGCCUGGGCAGGCCUGUCAAACCCUCGACGCAGUACCUGCGGCAGGUCAUUGCGGAAUACGAGGCUCUGGACCGAGAGCUACCAUGCAUCCGGAAGUUCCCCACACCACCCAGUGCCCAGCCUCUCUGUCUGUGCAUGGAGACCUUAGUUCUGCAGCCAGAGGAGGACCUUACCCAUCUGCAGGUGCUGGAGGCUCUGGAGGCCAGACUGCCCGGAGCCAUGGAGAGCGGGCGCGUGACCAGUAUCCGUUUUGAAAAUAUGAACGUCAUCUGUGGGACUGCGGGGCGCCAAGACAGGUGGCUCAUCACGGUCACGGACUUCCAGACUCGCUCGCGUCUGCUGAGCUGCGGCCUCCGCGUCCGCGGGCUCGAGCACCCGCUAGUGCGCCACGACGAGCUGCUGCGGGCCGACUACCGCCUGCACCUGCGCCGCUCGGGUGUCCGGCGGCGCAUGCUCGAGGCCCUGGGGGCGGAGCCGAGCGAAGAAGAUUGACGCGCGGGGGGCGGGCCCCGGCUGCGCUUGCGCCCCGCCCAGCUGGCUCGGGCAGCUCUCUCCGAGCCCCCUAGGGAAGGGGGCGUCGCCUCCCCAGGAAGGAGGCGGGGCCGGCUCGAGGGGGUGGAUACUGUGAGUUUAAUUAUAAAGAAUGACCUGGUACAAAAGCCA
Suricata suricatta (meerkat) is the source of this 896-nucleotide messenger RNA. RefSeq names its product chromosome 16 C19orf81 homolog (gene C16H19orf81). The record is from RefSeq and is a predicted model, not a curated record. The transcript is spliced from 7 exons. NCBI's taxonomy places the organism in Eukaryota, Metazoa, Chordata, Mammalia, Carnivora, Herpestidae. Bases 9 to 725 code for a protein of 238 amino acids.